Adineta ricciae is the source of this 666-nucleotide messenger RNA. Lineage: Eukaryota; Metazoa; Rotifera; Eurotatoria; Adinetida; Adinetidae. The record is from the annotation of a GenBank genome assembly.
AUGGCUUCAAACAAUCAUCAUCAAAUUGGUAUAGAUGCAAAUGGUUUGAAAAUGGAUAAAGUUGUGUUCAAAUUCGAUAAUUACGAAAAAAAAGUAUUUGAUCUACAAAUUAAAGGUUCAUUUGCACCAGGCGUUUCAAAUGGUGUAAUCAAAUUGUUUGGUUCAGAUGAUGGUGUUGCGCAAAGUUUCAUUGCAAAUAAUAAUAAUAAUAAUAAUAACAGUAAUCAUGAAGUAGUACUAUCAAUAACACCAAUUUGGUUCGUAAACGAUUUUGUAGCACAAACAGAAGCAAAUGGUGAUAAUGAUCAACAAAUAUCAGAAUUGAAUAUGUGUCAAUUGUCAACAAAAGUUACCAAUAAUGAAGUAUAUCUCAUAAAAGAUAUAAAAGCUGAAAUUCAGAAAAUUCCAAAUUUUCUAACAAAACAUAAUACAUCUUUUCAACAACUAUUACAACAGGCACAAUCAUUACUACAAUCAACAACAACUACUACAGGUAACAAAGUCGAAUCAUUACGAAAAGUAGCACUAGUUAUCUAUAAAAUCAUGAUUAUACAAACUUGCCAUCUACUUUGGACAACAUAUCUACAAUCAGGCCAGGGACAAUUAUUGAUACCAUCUGAUCUAACAAAAGUAUCAGUAUGGCCAAAAGAGCUUAAAAUUUUAUAA